AUGCCUCGUGCACAAAGUUCCGACCGCCGCCAGCAGGAUGCGAAAGCUGCUCAAGCGGUGCGAGAGAGGCAGUCUGUAUGGCAGCUACGCUGCAAGUUGGAUCAGUCCCGCCGCGAGGCUCGGCUAGCUGCGCGAGCUUUGGAGCACCAGUACGCAGACUUGAAAAAGCUGGAGGGCUCCGAGCGGCAAGAGUCUCAAUAUGCCGCGCAGUUGGAGUCGAAGGCGGCGCAGUUGCUAGCCGGCAGCCCGGCUGCCGAGCUCCGUUUCCAAGGCGAAGGAGAGCUGGAAAGCCUGCACGACGAGAACCGCCACCUCCUGAGAGACAUCCGAGCACUGCGUCAGUCCGAGAAGGAGCGACGCGGCGAAGCACUGCGACUAAUCGAGACGGCUGAGGACUGCGCCGCUUUUGGCCAAGUGUCGGUGGAUCUGCUGGGCGCGGUUGGAUGGGGUCAGCUUGAGGUGCAGGAGGCCCAGCUGAAUCUCACACGUACAAGCGCCACAAGGUCUUGCAUCGCGGAGGAGCACGAUUCAUUGCUGUGGUCUGUGCAAUCUGCGCGGCAAGAGCAGCGCAUCGAGGUGGCACAGCUGGCAACGGACGAGUCGGUGACCGGGCAAGAAGCGCAAGCAAGCAGUGAUGAGGCCGUGCUCUCCGCCCGUGCAGACAGACGCAACCUGGCCAUGGAGACCGCAGCAUGCCACGAGGCUGUAGCCCUCUUUCGCACUGAGUGUGAAGAGUUCACGGCUGAAUGGUCGCGUGAGUGCGAAGAUGAGGAGGCAUGCAGCCAUGAGCUCCUUGAGCUAAAAUCAGCUGAAGAAAGUCUGGCUCGGGACCUGCUCACGGAAUCCUGGCUCCUGAAGCAAAGUUGCGAAGCGGCACGCAGCCUUCGAGGACAGAUCACCGAAAUGGAUGCCGAAUUGAGAGCUGCUUCCAUGUCACGCCGUGGGCUGGCGGCGGCACAAUGGCGUGGCGAUGCCCUGCAGGCAGCUGGGCUGCGUGAGCUUCACGCGCAAACCUCCGAACUGCAGAGCGAGGCAGCAUCUGCGCAGGUCGCCGCUUCAAGCCUCAAGCAGAUUGGGGAAGGUUGCAAGCUUGAGAGCCAUGCACAGAUGUCGAUGAUGGAAAUGGAGCAUGCCAGAGCUGAAGAGCUCGUUGCGAGCUACGCCUACGCCUGGGAGCAGGUCCACCGGCUGCAGCGCACGGUGAGCGCGGAGGAAGCGCAGAAGAAGGUGAUGCAAGCACGAGCCCGGGAAGCACUUCUUGAGAGUGAGGCUGCUGAUGCCCAUCUUCUGCAAGCGCGGGCAAAGUGUGAGGUGGCUGCUGCUACACUUACGCAGGGCCGACAGCUGGCAAUGCGCACAGGCGCAGACCUGCGUGAGCGGCUGAAGGAACGUUGUGCUGCACAGGCUGGCCUCAGUGAGCAGAUUGAAGAGGGAUCGGAGCGAGCACGAGAGUGCCGUGUGCAGACAGAGAAGCUGAAGCAGGAGCUCGCCACAGUCCGCCGUCGAAGUGCUUGCCUUCGAAGCCUGCUUCCGCCGGGCUGA
Symbiodinium natans is the source of this 1542-nucleotide messenger RNA. The record is from the annotation of a GenBank genome assembly. NCBI's taxonomy places the organism in Eukaryota, Dinophyceae, Suessiales, Symbiodiniaceae.